Bombina bombina (fire-bellied toad) is the source of this 1976-nucleotide messenger RNA. RefSeq names its product gastrula zinc finger protein XlCGF26.1-like. The transcript has 2 exons. Gene Ontology annotation, biological process: regulation of transcription by RNA polymerase II. The coding region runs from base 134 to 1909 and encodes 591 amino acids. Lineage: Eukaryota; Metazoa; Chordata; Amphibia; Anura; Bombinatoridae. Gene Ontology annotation, molecular function: DNA-binding transcription factor activity, RNA polymerase II-specific; RNA polymerase II cis-regulatory region sequence-specific DNA binding. The record is from RefSeq and is a predicted model, not a curated record.
CAAUUGAAAAUGGAAAUUUUAGAGCUUUAUCUCUUCCACCUCCCACUAUGAAUUUACAAACUGCAGUAAUCCUAGUCCUAGCCAUGGUGAAAAUACAGAUACUUGUUUCAAUCUUCAAAAUCAAAGAAGAAAUAUGGAAAAUGUAUGUUCUGAAUAUGGGAAAUGUUUUACCAAAAAAGCAAAUGUUUUAAGACAUCAGAAAAUUCGAACAGGAGAGAAAGCAUUUUCUUGUUUUGAAUGUGAGAAGUGGUUUACUGUGAAAUCAAAUUUUAUUAGAAAUCAGAAAAUUCAUACAGGAGAGAAAGCACUUUCAUGUUCUGAAUGUGGGAAGUGUUUUACUGACAAAUCAACUCUCAUUGACCAUCAGAAACUUCAUACAGGAGAGAAAGCAUUUUCAUGUUUUCAAUGUGGGACAUGUUUUAGUAAGAAAUCACAUCUUAUUAGACAUCAGAAAAUUCAUACAGGAGAGAAAGCAUUUUCAUGUUUUCAAUGUGGGAAAUGUUUUAGUCAGAAAUCACAUCUUAUUAGACAUCAGAAAAUUCAUACAGGAGAGAAAGCAUUUUCAUGUUCUGAAUGUGGGAAAUGUUUUACUGAAAAAGCAACUCUUAUUACACAUCAGAAAAUUCAUACAGGAGAGAAAGCAUUUUCAUGUUCUGAAUGUGGGAAAUGUUUUACUUACAAAUCAACUGUCAUUGACCAUCAGAAAAUUCAUACAGGAGAGAAAGCAUUUUCAUGUUUUCAAUGUGGGAAAUGUUUUAGUCUGAAAUCACAUCUUAUUAUACAUCAGAAAAUUCAUACAGGAGAGAAAGCAUUUUUAUGUUCUGAAUGUGGGAAAUGUUUUGCUCAGAAAUCAACUCUUAUGAAGCAUCAGAAAAUUCAUACAGGAGAAAAACCAUUUUCAUGUUCUGAAUGUGGGAAGUGUUUUACUUACAAAUCAACUCUUAUUAACCAUCAGAAAAUUCAUACAGGAGAGAAAGCAUUUUCAUGUUUUCAAUGUGGGAAAUGUUUUAGUCAGAAAUCAUAUCUUAUUAGGCAUCAGAAAAUUCAUACAGGAGAGAAAGCAUUUUCAUGUUCUGAAUGUGGGAAAUGUUUUACUCUGAAAUCACAUCUUAUUGGCCAUCAGAAAACUCAUACAGGAGAGAAAGCCUUUUCAUGUUCUGAAUGUGAGAAGUGUUUUAUUGAAAAAUCAGCUCUUACGAGACAUCAGAAAAUUCAUUCAGGAGAGAAAGCAUUUUCAUGUUCUGAAUGUGAGAAGUGUUUUACUGACAAAUCAACUCUUAUUAACCAUCAGAGAAUUCAUACAGGAGAGAAAGAUUUUUCAUGUCUUGAAUGUGGGAAAUGUUUUAAUCGGAAAUCACAUCUUAUUGGCCAUCAGAAAAUUCAUACAGGAGAGAAAGCAUUUUCAUGUUCUGAAUGUGAGAAGUGUUUUAUUGAAAAAUCAGCUCUUACGAGACAUCAGAAAAUUCAUUCAGGAGAGAAAGCAUUUUCAUGUUCUGAAUGUGGGAAAUGUUUUACUCUGAAAUCACAUCUUAGUGGCCAUCAGAAAAUUCAUACAGGAGAAAAACCAUUUUCAUGUUCUGAAUGUGGGAAGUGUUUUACUUAUAAAUCAACUCUCAUUAACCAUCAGAAAAUUCAUACAGGAGAGAAAGCAUUUUCAUGUUUUCAAUGUGGGAAAUGUUUUAGUCAGAAAUCAUAUCUUAUUAGGCAUCAGAAAAUUCAUACAGGAGAGAAAGCAUUUUCAUGUUCUGAAUGUGGAAAAUGUUUUACUCUGAAAUCACAUCUUAUUGGCCAUCAGAAAACUCAUACAGGAGAGAAAGCAUUUUCAUGUUCUGAAUGUGAGAAGUGUUUUAUUGAAAAAUCAGCUCUUACGAGACAUCAGAAAAUUCAUUCAGGAGAGAAAGCAUUUUAAUGUUCUGAAUGUGAGAAGUGUUUUACUGACAAAUCAACUCUUAUUAAACAUCAGAGAAUUUAUACAA